AGGCUAGAAGCUCCCAUGGAUGAAAUAUGAGGAUGCUGAAGAUGUUCCCAGGAAUAUCCAGCUAUUGCCUUCCAUGGGGUGGACUUCAAAGGAGAUUCUGCCUGAGUCAACCAGCAUGGAGCAGACAGUUCCUGCAGCAUGUUCACUUGAGGGUUGGGGACCGGGCUGAACUCAGCAGGGCCUUCACACAGAGGGAAGUGGCUGCCUUCUCAGAAUUAACCGGAGAUGUCAAUCCUUUGCAUUUAAAUGAAGAUUUUGCUAAACACACCAAGUUUGGAAGGACAAUUGUACAUGGAGUUUUGAUCAAUGGGCUCAUCUCAGCUCUCUUGGGUACGAAAAUGCCAGGACCAGGCUGUGUAUUUCUCUCCCAGGAAAUUAACUUUCCCGCUCCUUUAUAUAUUGGAGAAGUGGUUUUAGCUUCUGCAGAAGUGAAAAAGCUGAAGCGGUUUGUUGCUUUUAUUGCCGUGUCAUGUUGUGUAAUAGAAAGUAAAAAGACUGUUAUGGAAGGCUGGGUCAAGGUUAUGGUUCCAGAAGCUCCCAAAUCCUAACUAUAGGUGUUAAGUUAUAAGUUCAAACACCAGUGUGAUUGUUAUUAAAGAGCAUCUGGGGAAAUGGGCCACUUGCUAUUCAUCACCAAGGAAAGGCCAAGAGACUCAGAAGCUGAGAGAUUCAGAAGCUACGUUAGAGAAGGGGAGCAGGUAGAGGGGUGAGCGGAUGUCCACUCUCCAAUUUGAACUUCACCCAGAGCUAAGUAGAUGCAUGACUACAUCAUCAGUUAAGAAUUUUUUGGUAGUUGUUUUUUGGUGUUUUUAACCAUUGAGCCACAUCUCUGUCCCUUUUAGUUUUUUUAUUUUUUGAGACAGGAUCUUGCUAAAUUGCAUAGGGCCUCACUAAGUUGCUGAGGCUGGCUUUGAACUUGAGAUCCUCCUGCCUCAGUCUCCCGAGUUGCUAGGAUUACAGGUUUGUGCCACUGCAUCCAGCUGUUGAAGUUUUUUAAAUUGAAAAAGAAAGUAUCAGGAGGCUUACUUAUCUGAAGGGUGUACUUUCAGAAUUUAAACCUAGUUAGAUUUGUGUUUGAUAAACACCUACCUAUAUCUGAGUAGAAUAGGUUUCUCACUGGAUUUUUAUAACUGUCAAGCAUUUGCUUGCUGAAGGCAGCAGUGGAACUUGGCUCAUCUUUGAACACUUACCCUUUACCAGUAAAUAUUCUUAGAUACCUUUCUCUCUAUUUCUGGGUCAGUUUAUUGUAAUUUGUUAUUUACACCAAGAUGGCAUCUUGCUCACCUUUCUGUGAAACUUGCCUUUCAGGUCACUGUUACCAGAGAAGGGCUUGUGGGCAGACUUGGAUUCAAUUAUGUAAACUGUGUCUCAUCUAGAAAAUAGCCAUAACAUGUACUGGGCAGGAUUAUUGUUGGGAACAGCAGAUACACAGUUAAGCAUAAGGCUCAGCUGUGAACAGUAGCUGCUAUUGUCCAUUUCCUCUGUGAGUGAGGUUAGGAGUUUUCUUACAUUUAAAACAAGGUAGCCUACAAUUAAGCAGGUAUCAGACCAUCUUUCAGGCUGUCAGUCAAUCUGUAUUAGUAUUUUAAUCUUGGAAUUGAAUCUUCAAUGCAGAGUUCCUAUUUUAACAAUCCAGACAGAUUCUUUUCUCCCUCCCUUGGAAAUUUGGGUUCACAUUGUAUAGAUACACAAAUACAUGCUUUAUUGUAAAAAUAGAAGAAAUAAAAGGUAUAAGAAGGCCAAGUUCUUCAAAGAGUUUUGGGGUAUUGAAGGGGUAAUGUGGACUAAAUAAAUGAUCAUCCCUAACACAGCCCACACUUUUUUUCCCCCAAUACUGUGGAUUGACUCCAGGGUUGCUUUACCACUGAGCCAGUCCUUUUUAUUUUUUUAUUUUGAGACAGAGUGUGGCUAAAUUGCUAAGACUGGCUUUGAACUUGUGAUCCUCCUAUCUGUGCCUCCCAAAUCACUGGGAUUAUAGCACCUGGUCAUACAAGUGUUCCACCUGUGCUCUUGUAGUUUUAGAUGGUAACUCUGACACAGUUAGAUGCUUUGAUUAAGAGGAUAAGAUCAGGGGUAACUGGUUGAUUCCACCAGAUUUCCAGGAAAAGUUUUUCUUGGGCUGGUGGGUAAGUAACCAGAUUUUAAUUUUUUUAUUUUACUUCUUUAUUAUUUUUUUAAACAAAGGGUUGCAGUUGGACAGAUAACUAGAAAAAAGUUAUUCUAAUCACUAGAGGGCAGUGUUAUACAUAAAGUGAGUGUUUCCUGUGGUUUGUGAAAUUGGAAAGAAAAUACCAAGGUCCACUUCAAAGGAAGCUGAUUCACAGAAUAGGCAGCGUGUGCAGACCGAGAUCCACCUAAAGAAAAAUCAUUUAUAGGUGAAUUACUAGACUUACUGAAAGUUUCUGAUAACAUCAAAACAACAGAGAACUUGAGACCAAGUUGAACUCAUUCCCUGGGACUUAAAGCAGUCUUAUUAAGUGUGGGCCCAUAAAUGGACUGUGAGGUGUUCAUUAAUAUUAGUAGCUGCCAUUUUUGAAAUUUGUAAUGAGCUGAUUUUCUACAUUUACUCUAAUCCUUGAAACAACUUUUUGAAGUUAGGCUUAUGUCCUUUAUGGGCAAGGGAACAGACUGAGGCUGUGUGACUUGUGCCAUGUUGUAUAGCUAAUGUGCAGUAGAGCUGGGAUUCAGGCUUGAGGCUGCCUGGCUCCAAAAACUUUCUUUCCUAUGUCACCCUGUAGGUGUUACAGUAUUACUGUUCUUAGAGCACUAUCAGGUUUUUGUUUUUUGUGUUUUUUUUUUUUUUUUGCUGGUAUUAUGUGUGCCAUUAAAGUAAUGGAAAUCAUUCUAUGGAAUUCUUACAUUUUAGAAAGUUCUAGAACUUAUUCCUGACUACAGUUAUUGUUUCCUUUUAUUCUGGUUGGCUUACACAAAUCCACCUUAAAUCCAACUUUUCCUAAGUUGUUACUCAAUGAUUGUCUUCAGAGUAAGAAUUGCUAAAAGGGUUAGCUUAAAAAUAAAAAGUUAUAUGCAAGCCAA
This is a messenger RNA of Ictidomys tridecemlineatus (thirteen-lined ground squirrel), 3036 nucleotides long. It is a transcript of the gene Htd2, whose product is annotated as hydroxyacyl-thioester dehydratase type 2. Gene Ontology annotation, biological process: fatty acid biosynthetic process. Gene Ontology annotation, molecular function: (3R)-hydroxyacyl-[acyl-carrier-protein] dehydratase activity. NCBI's taxonomy places the organism in Eukaryota, Metazoa, Chordata, Mammalia, Rodentia, Sciuridae. The record is from RefSeq and is a predicted model, not a curated record. Gene Ontology annotation, cellular component: mitochondrion.